AUGGAUUAUAACUUUAUUCGAAAAUUAUUUCAAGCUGUUUCAUGCAGAGAAGGAUCUCAUGAUCCACAAAGAACAUCUGGGUUGACAAUCUUUGAUAUUGUCACUCAAUUUAGCUUUCGUGCAAGAUAUAUGCCACUUGAUACAAAUGCAUUUUUACAAAAUCUUAAAAUCAAUUGGUCAUCCUCUUAUUUAUUUGUUGCUGUUGACAAUAAAGAAAGAGUUGCUCAUUGUGGGACAAAGGAGUACAGAGAUAUGGCUAGAUUUGUGCAAAAUAUGAAGAAAAUAAAAAGAUAG
Molecule: messenger RNA, 294 nt
Organism: Entrophospora sp. SA101
Lineage: Eukaryota; Fungi; Glomeromycota; Glomeromycetes; Entrophosporales; Entrophosporaceae
Source: the annotation of a GenBank genome assembly